Apus apus (common swift) is the source of this 1137-nucleotide messenger RNA. It is a transcript of the gene MRPS34, whose product is annotated as mitochondrial ribosomal protein S34. The record is from RefSeq and is a predicted model, not a curated record. Gene Ontology annotation, biological process: mitochondrial translation. The coding region runs from base 97 to 735 and encodes 212 amino acids. Lineage: Eukaryota; Metazoa; Chordata; Aves; Apodiformes; Apodidae. Gene Ontology annotation, cellular component: mitochondrial small ribosomal subunit; mitochondrion. Gene Ontology annotation, molecular function: structural constituent of ribosome. The transcript is spliced from 3 exons.
CCUCCUCGCCCCUUCCGGCGCCCGGGCCAGGCGGGCCGCGGCGGCAGCGGGAGCGGCGGCGCUGCCCGGGGAGUGAGCGGUGCCGUCGGGCGCGCCAUGGCCCGCAAGAAGCUGCACCGGCCCAUCGCCGCCAUGGCGAGGAAGAUCCGUGAGUACCGGGCGCUGAAGAACCGACCGCGGGACUCGCAGCGCUUCGCCCUGGACUAUGAGACCAUGCGGCGGCCCCUGACGCAGAAGCGGCUGCCGGUGAGGGCCUGGGAGGACGUGCGGAACGAGAACCGGCUGUUCGAGCUGCUCUGCCGCCUGCCGCGCUUCGGCGUGGGCCGCACCGUCACCCGCAAGUCGUGGCUGUGGGAGCACGACGAGCCCUGCUACUGGGUCAUCACCAAGGUGAAGGCGGACUACACGGCCGAGAACAUGGAUCACGGAAGGGCAUGGGGCUACCUGACCUUCAGAGGCAAAGCUGAAGAAGAAGUGAGAGAGAUCGACAAAGUCAUGUACCAUGACUGGCGUAUGGUUCCCAAGCAUGAGGAAGAGGCCUUCAAGGAAUUCACUCCAGUGCCAGAGGAGACCAUUCGGUUCCUUCCAUACCCACCUCUGCUUCGUGCCAUGAUCCUUGCACAGUGGCAGAAAGAGGGAAAACCAAUCAAAGAGGAGCCAAUGAUUGAUCUGGAGAAGGUCAUGUCCUCUCCACGUCCCAGUGCAAAGAAAAAAGCUACAGGGACACCAGUAUAAAGACUUGUUCUAUGUCCUGAGCUUCCCACAUGCUCUCACUGUGUUAGAAGAGUGUCAUCUUACAGAAGACCCCCUUGGGUGUGUAUCCAGGUUUCCAGCUUUCUCCCCAGCCCUGUGCAGUCACCUUAUCUGAAAGGAAAAAUGGAAAUGCAUUUGCUUUUUUUUUUUUUUUUUGAUAACUUUGGUCUCAAUCAGCAGGGGAAGCUUCUUGGUUCCCUAUGUAGUCUCUGAAUGGCUCCUGCCAUCCAGCUACAGUUCAUUGAAGCAUGAUGUCCUUUGCAGCCAGAAAAUUAGGCUUUUAAGAACAUUUUUGCAGAUAAUUUUUAUAAAUGACUGAGAACAUCACAUUAUUUCACAGAGCUGUGCACUGCUAACAAAAAUAAAUGUUUUCUUAUGUCUGCA